AUGGAAAGAGGAAGAGCAAGUUAAUUUAAAAGAGGAAAAAGAGCUGGCAGAGGAGCUACAGCAAAAGUUAAAGGAAGAGGCUACUAUGAAUAUGAGGAGGAGAAGUAGGAAUCUAACACUUAAUUGAAUAAUAUGCCAAGUAGUACUUAGUAUAAAUAUGUUGCUAGAAAUCAAUACUAGUAGGUCUCAAAUAUUCCUGAAGAAACAAAAAUGUAAUUAAGGUGA
This is a messenger RNA of Stylonychia lemnae, 225 nucleotides long. The record is from the annotation of a GenBank genome assembly. NCBI's taxonomy places the organism in Eukaryota, Ciliophora, Spirotrichea, Sporadotrichida, Oxytrichidae.